Molecule: messenger RNA, 1173 nt
Organism: Juglans regia (Persian walnut)
Lineage: Eukaryota; Viridiplantae; Streptophyta; Magnoliopsida; Fagales; Juglandaceae
Product: GDSL esterase/lipase At1g71250-like
Exons: 5
Coding region: 1-1173 (390 amino acids)
Molecular function (GO): hydrolase activity, acting on ester bonds
Source: RefSeq, a predicted model, not a curated record
AUGUCUGAUCUUCCUAAUUUUUUCCGUUACCGGAAAACAAUAAUGAAGGAGGAAGUAAAGAAAAUUGUUACAAUUUCUAAUCAAAAGCUGUGGUUCACAACGACAAUGAUGCUUGUAACCCUGCCAUUCUCUAAUGGGAUUAAUGCUGCAGGCGGGUCACAUGAGCGGGUUCCAGCAAUGUUUGUGUUCGGAGAUUCCUUGGUUGAUGUUGGUAACAACAACUUCCUAAGCUCCAUAGCAAAAGCCAAUUACUUUCCUUAUGGUUGUGACUUCAAAAGUGGCCCUACUGGGAGAUUCACUAAUGGCGAAACCUUUGUUGAUAUGCUAGGCAGGUUGUUGGGUAUUCCAUAUCUCCCGGCCUUUGCAGAUUCCAACACGCGGAAUGGAACUAGAAUACUUACUGGAGUGAACUAUGCUUCAGCAGCUGCUGGCAUCCUUGAUGAGUCCGGCCAGCACUACGGAGAGCGGUACAGCCUGAGCCAACAAGUGCUGAACUUUGAGACCACAUUAAAUCAAUUAAGAACGAUGAUGAAUGGGACGAGCCUGAGCCAACACCUAGCUAAAUCCAUAGCCAUUCUGGUAUUUGGAAGCAACGACUACAUCAACAACUACCUCAUGCCAUCUAUGUAUCCAUCCAGCUACAAUUAUAACCCUCCUGAUUUUGCAAACCUUCUCCUCAACCGCUAUGCCCGUCAACUUCUGGCGCUGCACAGUGUAGGGUUAAGGAAGUUUGUACUAGCAGGAGUUGGACCGCUUGGCUGCAUCCCUAACCAGAGAGCCACAGGUCAAGCCCUGCCGGGAAGGUGCGUGGACAAUGUCAAUCAGAUUCUUGGUACCUUUAAUGAGGGGCUCAAAUCGCUGGUCACGCAGCUCAACGGCAACCACCCCGGCGCUGUUUUUGUCUAUGGCAACACUUACGCUGCUAUUGGUGACAUCCUAAAUAACCCUGCCUCUUAUGGGUUCAGCGUGAUUGAUAGAGGUUGCUGCGGAAUUGGACAGGGACAAAUAACGUGUCUGCCAUUUCAACUUCCAUGCCUAAACAGGAGCCAGUAUAUGUUUUGGGACGCCUUCCAUCCCACAGAAGUUGCAAAUGCCAUUCUUGCUUGGCGAGCUUUCUCCGGCCCACCCUCCGAUUGUUACCCCAUCAACAUCCAACAACUGUCACUCAUCUGA